Oryza sativa Japonica Group (Japanese rice) is the source of this 763-nucleotide messenger RNA. RefSeq lists its product as uncharacterized. Gene Ontology annotation, biological process: microtubule-based process. Gene Ontology annotation, molecular function: dynein intermediate chain binding. The record is from RefSeq and is a predicted model, not a curated record. Gene Ontology annotation, cellular component: cytoplasmic dynein complex. NCBI's taxonomy places the organism in Eukaryota, Viridiplantae, Streptophyta, Magnoliopsida, Poales, Poaceae.
CCGUCCUAUAAAAAGGGACGAGAGACGCAGCAUUUUGCUCUCAUCUUUGUGCAUUCAUUUCGAGCAUUGCAACAGAGAAGGCUGGGCAGGAAGGAGUCACAAGAGACGACCACCAUGUUGGAAGGGAAGGCGAUGGUGGAGGACACCGACAUGCCGGUGAAGAUGCAGCUGCAGGCGAUGUCGGCGGCGUACAAGGCCCUCGACCGCUUCGACGUCCUCGACUGCCGGAGCAUCGCCGCUCACAUCAAGAAGGAGUUUGACAUGAUCCACGGGCCGGGAUGGCAGUGCGUGGUGGGCGCCAGCUUCGGCUGCUACUUCACGCACAGCAAGGGAAGCUUCAUCUACUUCAAGCUGGGGGCGCUCAGGUUCCUCGUCUUCAAAGGCGCAGCAUCGUAGCAGAUGAGCUGAAAGCGACAUCCACGAGUCGAGAAGCUAACAUGCAUCUGAUUCGGAAUAAUCAAUCAGAAUAACCAGCGGGCGCUACAAGUUUACUCUCCCGGUUUUUGAUGACGACGACGAGGCGGCGUCGGCUGGCACGAUACAUGGAGCGUGAAUUGUACUCGCACGAUAGCACAGUAGAAAAUUGGAAGUAGGGUGUGCAAAAGAUUGGAAUUGCUGGUCAAACAUGCGAUUCCACUUGGUGUUGUGUAAUGUUUUUCUAGAAUGACUUGGUUUCCCUUGUAGUACAUAAUUGGAUCGAGAGCAACAGGGCUCGAGUUUAUUCAGAAUCGGUAUACGAAUUGCUGGAGUUGCUGGAAUCAAA